Molecule: messenger RNA, 456 nt
Organism: Gossypium arboreum
Lineage: Eukaryota; Viridiplantae; Streptophyta; Magnoliopsida; Malvales; Malvaceae
Exons: 3
Coding region: 1-456 (151 amino acids)
Source: RefSeq, a predicted model, not a curated record
AUGGUGGAUAAAAUUUGUAAGAACUGUCCACUUAUGGUAAAGGGUAAAUGUUUCUUGGCUGAUCUAAUGCUAUUGCCUUUUGACGAAUUCAAUGUGAUAUUGGGAAUGGAUUGGUUAACCCAACAUAAUGUAGUGGUUAAUUGUAAACAGAAGUAUAUUGUGUUGAAAUAUCAUGAUAAUACAAAGGUAACUGAGUCAAAGAUUCAAUCCGUGCCAGUUGUAUGUGAAUUCCCAAAUAUGUUUCCGGAGGAAUUACCAGGUUUACCACCUGUAAGAGAAGUAGAGUUCUUUAUAGAUUUAGUUCUGGGAACAACGCCAAUAUCGAUAGCACCUUAUCGAAUGGCUCCUGCUGAACUGAAAGAGCUGAAGGCACAGUUACAGGAACUAAUUGACAGAGGCUUUGCUCGGCCUAGUUUCUCACUAUGGGGUGCUCUGGUUAUUAUCAGCUUCGGGUGA